Molecule: messenger RNA, 4754 nt
Organism: Linum trigynum
Lineage: Eukaryota; Viridiplantae; Streptophyta; Magnoliopsida; Malpighiales; Linaceae
Source: the annotation of a GenBank genome assembly
GCAAGUUUUGCUGACUUAAGGACCAAAAUUGGAAGAAGAAAAUUUACGAGGGCUAAAAAUCUACGAAAGCAGACACAUUAGGUCGUUUUUUAUCAGAAGAAGAUGUCGUUUUACCUCGGAGCUCCUGCAAUAGUGAGGACGAUCCAUUGCUUUGCUCGAGAGGAGCAAGAAAGGCGAUUGGGUCUCCGAAAUUCGUCUGAAAAAGCUGGCCGACGAUAGAGCGAUCGGAAUCUAUACGCAAGCGGCGUAUCCGUGACAGAGAUCAGGUGAAGACGCUGAAGCGAAUCCCCGAUUUCCCGCCAAUUGAAGAAAGGCGGGAGGGGAAGGUGAGAAUAGACGGAAGGUGUAGAAACAGCGGAGUUCAGGCUCUGCUUCCAGUUUCGAUUAUCGCUAUCGCCAUCAAAGUUCUGGUAUUGUUCUCUUUCUGUGUCUAUUUUCGAGCGGGCAAAAGGGGCGGGAGUUUGAGCUGCGGAAGUCCGAGUGUUGUCUGUUUGCAGAUACGAUUUGUUGGGUAGAUUUGAAGAUUUUAACAGCGAUGAAGAAGUUAUUGGAGUUUGGGAGGAAGGCGUUUUUCUAUGCGAAAGUGCUUUCAGGAUAUGAAGAACGUGUGUGAUUGCGAAGGCCCAAUUCAAUCGGCGAUGCGAGUUGCGUUUGGUAUUAUUAUUUUUUUCUGUUUACGGCGAGGAGUAGUGAAGAAAAAGAGACGGGAAGAGGAGCAGUCAACGAUCCCAGUAGCAGGAGCAGCCCAACAAACUAGAUCAACCAUCGCGCGGUUGAAGGGUGCGAUUGCGAAGGCAGCUAUUGCCAAGUGGAAUCGGGGGAGAAACAAAAUCUUUAUUCGCCGGCAGCACUCGCCGUCCGCUUCCCCUUCGGCCGAGUUUCGACGGAGUCUUCUUUCUUCCCAAAUUGGGUUUGGAAUGAUAGGGGGCUGAUUUCAUUAGUUUCUUUCCGUUUCCAAUUUCUAAUAAAUCGAAGCUGGAGUUCGUAAUGAUGACUGAAGUCUGAAGGUACUAUUCAGAGCGAAACCAUGUCGGAAUUGUUGAAUCAAUUCGAAUGCAUUCUCGAUUCCGAUCCCCUCAUGUAAGCACCGUCGUCAAAUUCGAUUCAGGAAGUUUCCCCUUCGUUCAAUUUAUUCGCUCAACCCUAUGUUCAAUUUUGUUUUUCGGCUGCUUUGGUGCUCCUUCGUGCUCAGCAACGAAGUAGGGUUCAUUCACCCUUCGCAAUUUGCGACAUUAGAGAAAGACCCUGAAGCUGGUAGCUCACGAUCGGAAGCCUCGGAUGCGCUGGAUGGUGGAGAUGGGAGCUUCUGGAUUCGAGAUCACAAACUGGGCAUUUCCUCGGAGGUUGUUCUCCUAUUGUACAAGGCUGCCAGAGAACAAUUCAUGAAUGCAAUUGCAGAAUACAGGAAACUCGACGGCCUAUCUCUUCCUUCUGCUGAAGCUCUAGGAAUUGUGGUUAUGAAAUGCAGCAAAGCACUUGUGUUGUUAAGCCCUGAUUUCGGGACUGCUUGGAAUUCCAGGUAACCAAUUUGAAAAUUUCUAUAUUUAUACGGGUCUGGUUGAUUUGAAUCGUUAUGAUCCGGAAAUGGUAGAUUCGCACCUGUGUUUUAAACCCUCUAAUUGCAGCUUGUUUAUGCCCAGUGUGCCCCUCUGUUCUUGUUUUUAUUUUAUUUUUAUGAAGAUGCAAAUUGCAGAAAGUUAAUAGUAUCGAAGAAGACACAAGCGUCAAUGUUCACUGACGAGCUCCGCUUGUCUGCCCUUGUCCUUUCGUAUUCACCCAAGAGCGAGCAAGCAUGGAGCCAUAGGUAAUAUCUAUGAAGUACUAGUUGAUUCUCUUCCUGUGUUGUUGUUUAUCUGCUGAACUGCAUGAGUUGUUAACUUGUUCUAUGCAUUUUUCCUUCGGUUAUUGGCAGGAGGUGGGUGAUCAAGAAUAUGGCCAGAAAUCGUACAACUUUGCAAGAGAUUCUGAGGGAAGAAUCUGACCUGGUGGAGAAGAUAGCAGAGGUUUAUAUUAAUUUCAAGAACUGCAUAGUAGUGAUUCGUGAAGGUUUAACAACUUAUAAUACUAAAGAAGCAUACUAUUUCCUUGACAAUUGCAUUACAAAAUUUUAAAAAUUGGAAAAGAAAAGGGGAAAAGAAAGCAUCAUCUUUGAAGUUUAUUAAUUUCAGGUUUGAUUGUUGGAUCUUUCCAGACAUGACUAGGUGUAUGCAUGUAUUGUUAGACUUUCAUUUUUCACUCCAUACUAGUGGCUUUGAACACAGCUCUGGUUUACUAAUUCUUGGGCGUGUGUGCUAUUGACUGCUACUCUAAACUUUUUCUGCCUUGCUAUCUAUGCAGAGAUCAAAGAUGAACUAUCGUGCAUGGAAUCAUCGCUGCUGGUUGGUUUCUUACAUGGAUAGAGAACAGGUUCGUUUCUUAGAUUGGGCAUGUUUUGUUACCUAUAGCGUCAUGACAACUUGGCCCUCAUGUAUGACUAGUAUGGAAGAAUUUCAGCCCACUGUCUUGAAUUGGGCAGUUUUUAAAAAAAAAAAAAAAACUUUCUCCUGGUUUUUAUACAUUCUCAUUCUAAGAAACUUUUGUGGGUAUUUUGGUUCAUACCUGCUGAUGCAUUUCACAGUCAUCUAUGAGCUGCUUUAUCUAGAUGUCCUGUCUGUCAGCUUAAGCAAAAAUUGCUUCUCCAGGUGAUUCAGGAACUGAAGAAAUCCAAAACGUGGGCUGGGUUACAUGUUUCUGAUAAUUCUUGCUUUCAUUAUCGCAUGGUGAGUACAAUCCUUGAACAUUUAAAAGAGAGUUCAUGAGAGAAAGCUAUGUAUAAUUUUACGAGUAUUCAUUCCACGACAUUCCUAGUAUCUUGUCACAGUUUGAGUUAUCACCAAAUUGCAGCGGCUAAUCAUCAGAAUUUUAGAGGAUUGCUGCCGUAAGCAAGAAGAGGGGUCGUGUGAUUCUUGUGUUGAAGUUUAUUUGAUCUGGCAGGUAUAAUGUCUGAACUUUCAUAUUCACCGCCAUCAUUUAUUAAUUCUUUUGUAAUUAAUCGAGAUUGCACAAUUUGUGAGUUAAUCACUCUGAUGCUGCUGUUUGUAUCAGGAGGAGCUUGACUGGAAUGAAGAAUUAAUAAAGCGUUAUUUAGGAAGGGAGGUAUUUUUCUCAAGCCCAUUUAAAAUAUGUGAAUAUAGGGGAUCUUGACAAACAUGAAAAUCGAUUACUGCGUUCUGCAAAUUAAAGUAGCUGUGGAAUUGUUUCUGAUCACUUUGUUUCCAUUGUAACCUGAACUCAACACAGAGUUUCCUCCAAAGCUAACGCCCACCCCAAAUCCCUUUUUGUUCACAGGCUCUAUGGCUCUACCGUCGCUUUCUCUCCUUAUUAUGGAUAAGGCAUUUCACAAGCGAUGUCAACGACGUGUCUUCUCCACAAAAACGCCAAUCUAGCAUCCAAGUGAACGUCAGUGUGUUUUUGGAUGAGGAGUUGCUCCUCGUCAGUUCAUGCUCGGAAGGAUGUGAUGAUGAGUUUGAAGAUUUUGAAGAACAAGCAAUUUGUUCAGCAUCUUACAUGUUAUGGUUGACAAAGGUAACAAAAUGUCUAGUUAUAGUAGUUAAUUGUGUUGGUUUCGUCAGGUGAACUAAUUGCCUUGUGGGAAUCUCUUUUGUACAGCAAAUCCCUGAAACCCAGAAGUUAGAACUGAGAGAGAAGAUAGAGAAUGAGCGCCUGGACGCCAUGUUGAAGUUGGUGUCCCUGAGAGGUCCUCCAUUUGGGGCUAUCUAAGAUUAGUAAGUCUAUUUGGCUGCCAUGGACGCUGGAAGUGGAUGGUAUUAAUGAGAGUUGUUAUUUGCCAUUUCCCGCCCACAGUUACGCAAAAAAUGACCAGUAUACCCCUAAUAAAUUUCUAACCCUCCACUCCACUCUCCCUCCCGUAUUCCUAAACCUGGCUGACAAAUUACAACCCGAUCCGUUGACCCGACUCGAAACUGCUCGAAAACUAGGAAUUUUUGUAACCUAAAUUCCGAAUAACCCGUACUCAUUCAUAAGAGUAAUACUACUACAAAAAAUAUUUCUAAUGUUUUUUCACAUAAAUUACAUACCCACUAUGUCGACAUGCUCCGAUCUGUGCCCCGUGAAAAAUUACCCGAUCUGGACUCGACCUGCCAUAGUACGGGUAUGGAUAUCGAGAUACCCGUCCCGGACCUACCGUCAUUUCUACUCGCGCGGCCAUAUUAAUUAGGAAAUAGAAUUGGAUUUGGAUGUGGGUUAAGGAGCAAUUUUUGAAAUUCUGAUUCCCCCCAUCUCUCAUCUUCGGGAUGGGAUACGGUGACAACUAGGGCUGGAAGUUUGGUACCGGUAUUUGGGAUAUACUGAAUAUCAUACCGAAUUUGUCUAUAUUUGGUAUUACUGAAUACACGUAUUAUUUUUGUGGGAUUGAGAUUGGGAUUGAAUUUCAAUUGUUAUUCGGUAUUAGGGAUUACGGGAUUGGGAUCGGUAUAUACCGAAAUAUCGAUCAAUAUCGAAAUAUAAGCUAGUGUGUAUUUUAUCGUCUCAACUAGACUCUCUCAUUCACUACUGCGCGACCAUUAACCACCAAAAGUGCCAUUUAAUAAUACAUAGAUCAUUACAUCACUAUUUCACACUAGUAUUAGUCGCCUCUCAACCUCAAAUUCGUUAAAUUAAAGAUUACCAAUUACAAGAACUUGAGAUGUUAGCUCUAGGCAACUCAAGACUAUUUGCUUAGUCUCUUUGCCCAAAAUUAAACAAUAAAAUCUAAU